GGUGCCUGGGUCCUGGUCUGUCGGUGUCAGCUUCUGGUUCGGCAUGGCGAGAAUGAAGAAGGGGAAUGAUGCAAAGUUCGUGUGGAUAAAUCAGACGACUAGUUGUCCAUCCUCGCCUGUGAAUGAGUCAGCGCGCUGGGACUGCCAGGUGAACAGAGAAGCCCAGUGUCUCCAACAUGACUGCUGUUACAGCGCCAGUGGGACGCCAGGUGUUCCUUGGUGUUACGCACAACCGUCAGCUAUUGACGAGGAAGCUAGCACAACCUUUCACUGGGCUCCGAACGAACCAAGCAAGCUGCCAAGUCAAGUCAAGCGAACCUGCGCCAUUCUGUGGGACCGCCACGACUUCAUGUGGGACGACCAAGAGUGUGACACGAACAACCAUGGCUACAUUUGUCAGUUUGAUAUGGAGCUCAUCAAUGUCACGACGACCUCGCCCUCCACUCCCGUGACUUCAGGAAGACCAAGCACAAGCUCGCCCUCCACUCCCGUGACUUCAGGAAGACCAAGCACAAGCUCGCCCUCCACUCCCGGGACUUCAGGAAGACCAAGCACAAGCUCGCCCUCCACUCCAGCUUCAUGGACUUCCGUGUCGUCACGAGGACCAAGUACAAGCGGUCCAUACAAAACAACUGCUGCACCAACUAACACUGCAGAAGCUCCAACUGGACAGCAGGGAUUUGUCCUCGCAACAGGUUCCGUUGUGGCGAUAGUGGUUGUGAUAAUUGUCCUCCUCUUCCUAGCGGUGCUAGUGGUGGUGUACUGGAGGAACUGCAGACGUACUGGCGUGGAUGGAAGGUCUAAGACAAAUGACAGAGUUGGUUUCAGAAGUUCCGGCGGCUUUUCUGAUCAAGAAGGUCUUGACAAUAUCACUAUAGACAAUGAUUUGUACUUCACUGGAGAAGAACUCCCUGGUAAGAUUCAUGCUCCCAUGACAGGGGCAGCCGUCGAGGCGAACCGGCAUGUGGCAUCACCGGGUGGUAACUCAAAGAGAGAGACUCCAGCAAAACGAGGGGGAACUUUGAGAGUUGGUGACAUAGGCACACCAGACAAUUCCUAUGACGAGAUUCAUACUAAUGAGAAACCCAAAGAUGAUGCUCUUCGCGGCUCUAGAUCUAUUGCCAUCAAAGCGGCGGUCAUUCAACAUGGGACGAUUGUCGAUGAGGUCCAUGGGGCGGGGUUUGAACCACAAUCAGAGGACAUAUAUACUGAGGUUGGAGGAUACGUUGAAGACGACGCUGGUUUUGAUGAUAUUCUUCGAGACGCUGCUUCGAAUUCAGCCAUGGACCUGACAGAUGCAAGUGCAGACGGCAAUGCAUACGAUGUCCCCAGCGGCAGAGCCAACAACCCUGUGGCCUUCAAUGAUGGUUACCAAGACAUGGCCGCUGCAUCAUCGCAGACCCAUGAAAACGCCGUGUAUGAUGUCAUGCAUUCAUAGGAACGGGAAGACAAGGGAGAAUUCAACCUUGGUUUUGACAACGACAAAGGCAUAACCUCCUGAAGACGGCUCCUCAAGUCAGAACAUUCCAUAUUAACUGCACUGGUCGCAUUCCUGGACACCGAGUUUUAUGCUUAG
This is a messenger RNA of Lineus longissimus, 1576 nucleotides long. RefSeq lists its product as uncharacterized. The transcript is spliced from 7 exons. The coding region runs from base 44 to 1438 and encodes 464 amino acids. The record is from RefSeq and is a predicted model, not a curated record. Lineage: Eukaryota; Metazoa; Nemertea; Pilidiophora; Heteronemertea; Lineidae.